AUGGUCCAAUACUCUGGUAUUUACGGCGCAUAUAGCCCCCAGAAACGAAGUUGUUCUCUAAAAAUUCUCUUUUUGAUGUUAGGAUCGAUGAUAGGGUUCUUUUUCUGCACCAUAAAGCAUUCUCUGCUACCUAUGAGUCCUAAAACAAUGACACAGGUGGCUACACCUACGAAAGAGUUGUCAUUCUCAUGUUUCUCUCGACUUCCCUUGGAGCUCCGCAACAAAAUAUGGCAACUAACUUUCGAAGGACGAACCGUCACUCUACACGUUCAUACUUUCAAUCAAUCUUGCUACUAUCGUUCCUCCAUCCCAAGAGGAAUCAAGAUCACUCUCGAUUUAGUACAAGCAAACAUGCCAAAAACUCUACGCGUCAAUCGAGAAAGUCGGAAAGUAACUCUUUCUCAAUAUAAAGAUUUAAUUAAAAAUCCGGCGCUAUUUCGCGAUCCAGUAUACUUCAAUUCGGAUCUCGAUACCAUGGCCUUGGAAGUAUACUACCCAACACGACCAGGGAAAGGUUACAGUUGGGUCCGUCAGAAAGGUGCUCGCAAUCACCAAAAGAUCUCUCUCGAUCUGAGGGACUUAGCAGAGCGCGCACCGAAUGUUCUAAAAAUGGUGAAAUCUCUCUAUCUUCCUAUGAUCAUGCUCGACGGAGAGCCUGCCACAACUUACGAAGGGGUUUUACCCACAUGCUGGAACGGCAUGGUACAAUUCCAUGAAUUAGAAUUGGUUACAAUUACGGGAAUAGAAAGUGACUUCCAACAUGGUAUUCCAGUAGCUUACGCGAAAAGCGCUGCCAAAUACUUCCAGUCUUCUUUCGAGAAAGAAAAAAACCGAUGCCCUGACUGCCAUGUACCAAGAUUGAACAUGUUCCCACUGGACGACGACAACGAGAAAGCGACGGGAUCAAACGAUUACUUUCGGUUCACGGGAGAUGCUCGUUUCGAGGAUGAUAUAGUUGGAGGAUCGUGGAACUUAUGGUUUCAGGAACCAGAAAAUUCUUCUGUGGUCAAUAGCGGCAGAGAACGAUACGAUGGUGGAUUUGUUCAAGAAAGUAUUCAAGAUAUUGACGCCAUUAAGAAUGACGAAAAGAGAAGGAAUCACACCAGCGAGAUUCUUAGGGCAACGAAUGAUGGAGUCACUGUGGCGAGCGAGUUUAAUAAUUCGAGAUGGUCGACCGAGGGAGGAUGA
Molecule: messenger RNA, 1188 nt
Organism: Botrytis fragariae
Lineage: Eukaryota; Fungi; Ascomycota; Leotiomycetes; Helotiales; Sclerotiniaceae
Exons: 2
Coding region: 1-1188 (395 amino acids)
Source: RefSeq, a predicted model, not a curated record